AUGAUGAAGUUGUUGGUGGCCAAAGUCCUCUGCAUGGUGGGCGUGUUCUUCUUCAUGCUGCUUGGCUCCCUGCUCCCGGUGAAGAUCAUCGAGACGGAUUUUGAGAAAGCCAAUCGCUCAAAAAAGAUCCUCUCGCUCUGCAACACCUUUGGAGGCGGGGUCUUUCUGGCCACGUGCUUCAAUGCCCUCCUGCCCGCCGUGAGGGAAAAGCUCCAGAAGGUUCUGAGUCUUGGGCACAUCAGCACCGACUACCCGCUGGCCGAGACCAUCGUGAUGCUGGGCUUCUUCAUGACCGUCUUCCUGGAGCAGCUCAUCCUGACGUUCCGCAAGGAGAAGCCGUCCUUCAUCGAUCUGGAGACCUUCAACGCCGGCUCGGACGCUGGCAGCGACUCGGAGUACGAGAGCCCCUUCAUGGGGGGCACGCGGGGCCAUGCACUCUACGCGGAGCCCCACCCCCACGCACACGGGCUCAGCGUCCAGGAGCUGUCGCGCUCCAGCCCGCUGAGGCUCCUCAGCCUGGUGUUUGCCCUGUCGGCGCACUCCAUCUUCGAGGGCCUGGCCCUGGGCCUGCAGGAGGAUGGCGAGAAGGUGGUGAGCCUGUUCGUGGGGGUGGCCGUCCACGAGACGCUGGUGGCUGUGGCCCUGGGCAUCAGCAUGGCCAGGUGCUCCAUGGCCCUGAGGGACGCGGCCAAGCUGGCCGUCACCGUGAGCGCCAUGAUUCCCCUGGGCAUCGGCAUCGGCCUGGGCAUAGAGAGCGCACAGGGUGUGCCCAGUAGCGUGGCCUCGGUGCUGCUGCAGGGCCUGGCGGGCGGCACGUUCCUCUUCGUCACCUUCUUUGAGAUCCUGGCGAAGGAGCUGGAGGAGAAUAGUGACCGUCUGCUCAAAGUCCUCUUCCUGGUGCUGGGUUACGCUGUCCUGGCCGGCAUGGUCUUCCUCAAGUGGUGA
Puma concolor (puma) is the source of this 945-nucleotide messenger RNA. NCBI's taxonomy places the organism in Eukaryota, Metazoa, Chordata, Mammalia, Carnivora, Felidae. The record is from RefSeq and is a predicted model, not a curated record.